Molecule: messenger RNA, 1946 nt
Organism: Psylliodes chrysocephalus
Lineage: Eukaryota; Metazoa; Arthropoda; Insecta; Coleoptera; Chrysomelidae
Source: the annotation of a GenBank genome assembly
GGUCGUUCCACAUACCUCACGUUAAAGGAAAGCCAUCUGAAAUAACAAUUACGGACCAGAAGAAUGAAGUUAUCCUUUAUAUUUGAAUUGCUACUAAUUUUUAUUUUAGUAGCAUUUGCAGCAUCUGCAGCAGUAAUAGAUUCCAAAUCAAAACUAAAAAAGAAUGUCGUCAGAAAAGUUACCCGCGUUAAGCAUCACCGGCAGAACCUAAACCAAACUCAGAUUGCAGCCGCGACUCAAACUCAAGCUGCUGCUGCUGCUGCUGUUCCAACUCAGUCAAAUUCACCAAACAGAUUUUGUUCGUGUGCCAAACAGAUAUGUAACUGUUGUAGGGACUUUAACCUUCAACUCUUGAACCUGAAGGGACCUGGUUGUGCAUCUUUACAGUAUCUGCAGGGUGAUCAGCUCGCGAUUUCCAUGAGCUUCAAUGACAGGGUGCUUACCAACACCACUAUCAAAGGACGGAAACCACCACCAAUCUGUAUGCCGCUACCAGGGGGGAUAUCCAAGUUCUGUGGCCGCGUUUACAACAUUGGUCGUCAAGGAGAUGAAUUUAAUGCUUGUUUAGGACUCGAGUUACGAGCUCUAAAUGAUAUAGAAGCAGCAAUUAGAGUAUCGUGCUUCCGAUUCGGUCCAAAAGGAUUAAGACUCGAAGCUCCACAACCAUUGCCUCCGAUAGACGAAGGUGAAGACGAUGAUGACGACGACGAUGAUGAUGACGAUGACGACGACGAUGAUGAUGAUGACGAUGACGACUUCGGUUUUGAUGGAGAUGACGACGACGAUGAUGAUGAUGACGAUAACGACAAUGUUGAUUAUAGUGUGUUUGAUGACGAUUUUAUCGGGGAAUAUUUCCAGGGUGAAGAUGAAUCUUCUAGCAGUAAUAAAGUUAAACCAACUACCACAACAACAUUACGACCAACUUUCAGAAGAAUAACUAGAAAGCCAGUCUAUAAACCUGUUGACAAAAAUACAAUAAGGAGAAAAGUAAUAAAACACCCAAUUAAAACCACCAUUCCAACUAAAACUACAGAGUUAAAAAGAAAGUCUUCUAUUACUACCAAAAAACCAUCUACGACUUCAGAACAACCUUCUUCAGUAAUGCCAAUGAUAGUAAAAUCUGAAAAAACUAAAAAUAAUACUUUACUUAGCAAAGUUAGUGAAAAUAUGAAAGAAGUUGAAAUUACCACUCUGUCCCAGAAUAAAAUGACAGUAACUACCGAACAGAAAACUGAAAGUACUCCAUUCACUACAGAAGCAAUGGACAGUAUGACAACUUCUGCAGAAGCAGGACUUGUAAAAAUUGAUACUGCUUCGAAUGAAAUCGAUCAAGUACCAAUGAAGUUGGAUGAGCAGACCAAAAUGUCUGAAACUUCUGAAACUGCAGAAACUACCAGUUAUCAAAUGCACAGUACAACAAAUUUACCCAGUAAUACUGAAACUAUUGAAGAAAACUUCGCAGUAGAUGCUGAAAUGUUACAAGAAGAGGCUAAAAAAUUAUGAUUAGAAUAAAUAUAUUUUUAAAUUUGGAGGGUUAAGUUGAUAAAGGUGGUAAAUUAUUUUAUUACUUUGAUAUAAACCAGCCAUAAAUGUACAUUUUAUUUCAUCUAUAAUAGAAUAGUAGAUCUGCUAUAAAAUCUUAAAGGUACAACGUUUGUUACUUUAAAUCUAGCUAAUUUUGCAGAUGGUUUGCAAAAGAUGAACUAAAACUCAGGAAUGACUGGUUUACAAAUAUUUAGGUACUCACUACCAAAAUACAAAACUCUCAGGGAUAAUUAUUGAAAUGAUAUUAAUUAUUAAAAAUUCAUAUAGAGAGCCUAAUAUUCCAAAAACAAUAUAAAUAAUAUUCACAUCUUUAUUCACUUACCUCUUUUGUUAAUUAAAAUUUAAACCAGUGAGAAAUGUUUAAAAUUUUAUGGAGACAGAGACUUUGUAUUUAUUUAUGC